Molecule: messenger RNA, 906 nt
Organism: Polypterus senegalus (gray bichir)
Lineage: Eukaryota; Metazoa; Chordata; Cladistia; Polypteriformes; Polypteridae
Gene: rps3a
Product: ribosomal protein S3A
Exons: 6
Coding region: 62-862 (266 amino acids)
Biological process (GO): translation
Cellular component (GO): cytosol; ribosome
Molecular function (GO): structural constituent of ribosome
Source: RefSeq, a predicted model, not a curated record
AGUGCGUUGUAAAUUCUCGCGUUGCUGCCGAGUUCCUCCUCUUUUACUCACUGCAUCCAACAUGGCAGUCGGCAAGAAUAAGAGGUUGACUAAAGGAGGCAAAAAGGGGGCCAAAAAGAAAGUAGUCGACCCCUUUUCCAAGAAAGACUGGUAUGAUGUUAAGGCACCAGCCAUGUUCAACAUUAGAAACAUCGGAAAGACCUUGGUUACCAGGACUCAGGGAACCAAAAUCGCCUCAGAUGGUCUGAAAGGCCGUGUGUUUGAGGUCAGUCUUGCCGACCUGCAGAAUGAUGAGGUUGCCUUCCGCAAGUUCAAGCUGAUUACCGAAGACGUUCAAGGGAAAAACUGUUUGACCAACUUCCAUGGAAUGGACCUCACAAGGGACAAAAUGUGCUCCAUGGUGAAGAAAUGGCAGACCAUGAUUGAGGCACAUGUUGAUGUUAAAACCACAGAUGGAUAUCUUCUUCGCCUUUUCUGUGUUGGGUUCACCAAAAAACGUGCCAACCAAAUCCGCAAAACCUCUUAUGCUCAGCAUCAACAAGUCCGUCAGAUCCGCAAGAAAAUGAUGGAAAUCAUGACACGAGAAGUACAGACCAAUGAUCUGAAAGAAGUUGUUAACAAGUUGAUCCCAGACAGUGUUGGUAAAGACAUAGAGAAGGCCUGCCAGUCUAUCUACCCGCUACACGAUGUGUAUGUCAGAAAAGUCAAGAUGCUGAAGAAACCCAAAUUUGAAUUGGGCAAGCUGAUGGAGCUGCAUGGUGAAGGUGGCAGCACUACCACAACCAAACCUUCAGGAGAUGAGACCGGAGCAAAGGUGGAAAGGGCUGAUGGAUAUGAGCCCCCAGUCCAGGAGUCUGUGUAAAAAUGCACAAAUCACAAUUGAUUAAUAAAAUAUAAAAACUUGGA